This is a messenger RNA of Fusarium coffeatum, 1086 nucleotides long. RefSeq lists its product as uncharacterized. Bases 1 to 1086 code for a protein of 361 amino acids. The record is from RefSeq and is a predicted model, not a curated record. The transcript is spliced from 4 exons. Lineage: Eukaryota; Fungi; Ascomycota; Sordariomycetes; Hypocreales; Nectriaceae.
AUGUCUCCAGACCAAGAAAGGCUGUUGUACAUCGUGUCAUGUCUUGAUGUCUUGUAUCCGAACAAGGCUUACGUUCGAUCUUUAUUAUUCUGGGCGUCGCUGUUUCGUCCUUGCAUGGCGUCUGUUCCCGGUAUCUCAGCGAAUACUGAGCAAGCCCGACCUCUUCCACUUACUCUACCUACCUUGCGACCAGCCAAGACCCAUGACUCUUCGAACGACACCCCCUCUUGCUCUAACACAGCCGACUACCAUAGUGGCACGCCUAGUCUUUCUAUAGACUCCUUCUCUUCUGGGACUGUCAAUUCCGUUCUCCUGGAGGCAGCUGGCUUGUUUCUAGGUCUAGAAAGGCCAGGGCCAAUAGCACAAGAUGGGUUCGUGGACGCUGCCAAAGCCUACUAUCGUAUGCAGAACAGAAUACGGACUCAGAACACUCGAUUGCACGAAUCGUCUGAGAAGAAGGUGAAGAGAUGUGAACAGCACAAGAGCUACUACAAGAAGAAGGUAGCGAACGAGACGCUGGCACAGAGGACCCAGCAACUUGGACGCGAUCGGGCCAGAGCUCAAGACAAAAAGGCAGACAAGACAGCUGUCGACAAGAGGAGCAGAUUGGAUCGCGACAAUUCCUACCGAAAGUCAAAGCGAUCAAACGAGACACCUGGAGAGAGGAAGAAACGACUUACAUACCGACAAACAGCUUACUACAAACUAAGACUACAGGAGGAGACUCACUGGGUUAUUGCUGAUACAGCCUUUAGCACAAACAUGAAUCCCAUCAUCAUCGAUGAUGAUGGCGAUGCUCAUAUGGAAGCGCCACCACCACGCGCUCCUGGACCAGUUCGUAGGGAUUUAGGACGUGCUCAAGAGGCACGUAUGCAUCCAUACAGCCAAAGUCAGGGCGUCCGAAACUCAAAUCGAAUGUCUCUCCAGACCAUCCAAGACACGAUGAGCUAUACCAAUCACAGACAGGCGAACAUGAUAAUCAGAGGCGGAGCGGACCUAAUCCUUACCGAAUUCAACGAAAUCUCGACCAUUCUCAAGAGCCUCGCACUAAAGAUGGACACUCCCGCGACGACUUUCAGAUUUUGA